UUGUGGAUGUCAAACAAUAUAUCUUAUAUACUUGCGUAUAUGUGCUAAUGCUAAAUAAUCAUGUGAAAUAAUAAAGCAGUGCAGAAAUUUCUAUAAGUGCAAAAUGACUUUGUUUACAUCUUCUUUCAUAUCCCGCUUUGCAUUUUCUGUCAGAUUUCGGAUUUUCAGCGAAGUAAUAGUAGCUCACUUUUGUUUACUGUUACAUAUUAACCAAACAUGCAAAUUGUAUCUGGUAUAAAAUGAUUAGCAGAUUAGCAGAAACUGGUGACUCUGAAUCUUCCGAGCCUCAUGUAUCGGUUGUGAAGGAAACAUCUAAUACUACUGAGUGCCAUGUUGCUUCAAAUGAAGGGCAUCAAAAAACAAAUGAGGCAAUCCAAUUGAAAGUGUUUGAAACUGAAGACAAUGAUUCAAAUCAAGGGGAUUGUACUCUAGCAGUGAGUUUAUCUCAUGUCAGUGCUCAAUAUGGAGUUUCGUCAAAGACUGAAAGUGAGAGUUCAAAUAAUUUUAUGAAAUGUUCGAGUGUAACUGAAACGGUGAAUGCUAUGACUACAAAUACUCCUGAUGUACAUAAAAACGAUGACAGCGAACAAAGCAUACAACACAAAUUACGAAUUAUUCUGAGCAGGAAAGUAAUUUUCAAGAACUCUGUGUUUAUGAUGAUCCUCCUAAAGAAUAUAUUGCUAAAAGUGCAAGUGCAGUUUCCACUCUUACGAAAUUGAUUUCAGAUGGGAAUCCAAUAGGAAGUAUUAGGGUAAUCUCAUGUGAGACUGCUUCUAGUUCAGAUGAUGAUGUUGAAAAUCCAUCAAUGGAUGUCAUUCAUGAAGUGUGCAAACUUACCAAUUCAUCAAGUGCUGAAUACCAUCCAGUUAAUAAAUCACAUAUUGAGCAGGAACUGGAUUCAGUGUCAGUCAGUGAAUUGUUGAGACGAUCAUGUGA
Ctenocephalides felis (cat flea) is the source of this 936-nucleotide messenger RNA. RefSeq lists its product as uncharacterized. The transcript has 2 exons. The record is from RefSeq and is a predicted model, not a curated record. The coding region runs from base 240 to 719 and encodes 159 amino acids. NCBI's taxonomy places the organism in Eukaryota, Metazoa, Arthropoda, Insecta, Siphonaptera, Pulicidae.